UUCACAUUCCGAAUAAUUAGAAGAGUUAAACUAUUGCACUUCAAUAUAAAAAAUAAAAAAAUCAGCACUUUUUUUUUUCUUUCUCUAAAAAAAAAAAAAACCUGAAGUGUUUGAGCUUAUUAGUUAGCAAUGGAGAAAUUAGGUAAAAGAUUUAAAGGAAAAGUAGCAAUUGUAACAGCUUCAACACAAGGUAUUGGAUUUAGCAUAGCUGAAAGACUAGGUUUAGAAGGUGCUUCUGUUGUUAUUUCCUCUAGAAAGCAGAAAAAUGUGGAUGAAGCAGUACAAAAACUCAGCGAUAGAGGAAUUGAAGUUUUUGGAGUUGUAUGUCAUGUGGCCAUUGCACAACAAAGGAAGAAUUUGGUCGACAAGACCAUUCAGAAAUACGGGAAAUUAGAUGUCAUUGUGUCAAAUGCUGCUGUAAAUCCUACGGUGGAUGCAAUAUUGGAAAUUAAAGAACCAGCCCUUGACAAGUUGUGGGACAUCAACGUGAAAGCCGCUAUAUUAUUACUUCAAGAUGCAGCUCCGUACCUUCAGAAGGGUUCUUCAGUUGUUAUAAUUUCUUCUAUUGCUGGUUAUCAACCACCAGCCGCCAUGGGAAUGUAUGGCGUAACAAAAACAGCCCUUCUUGGGCUGACCAAGGCUCUAGCGGCUGAAAUGGCUCCAAAUACUCGUGUGAACUGUGUAGCACCAGGUUUUGUACCCACACAUUUUGCUGAGUUCAUCACGGGGAAUGCUGAUUUGAGGAGAGAACUUGAGGCUAAGACAUUACUGAAUAGGCUCGGAACAACACAAGACAUGGCCGCAGCUACUGCCUAUCUCGCUUCAGACGAUGCUGCUUAUGUUACCGGAGAAACUCUUGUAGUUGCUGGCGGAAAGCAUUCAAGACUGUAGCAUUUAUGUUAUAGUUCCUUUCCCCGUCUUUUAUAGUCUCUUAUCGCUUCUCCAUAAGAGGGCAUACUAUGAUGUUAAGAAUCCUUUUUUUUAAUGCUAGUGUUUAAAACUACACCUAAAAUACAAGGGGUACUAUGUUCUCCCCUUUUGAUGUUUAUUUUCCUUGCAUUUAAGAAGUAUUACUCCUAUAUUGGAGCUAUUAAUAAUACAUUUUCAUUGA
This is a messenger RNA of Lycium ferocissimum, 1111 nucleotides long. RefSeq names its product tropinone reductase-like 3. Gene Ontology annotation, molecular function: oxidoreductase activity. The record is from RefSeq and is a predicted model, not a curated record. Bases 130 to 891 code for a protein of 253 amino acids. The transcript is spliced from 6 exons. NCBI's taxonomy places the organism in Eukaryota, Viridiplantae, Streptophyta, Magnoliopsida, Solanales, Solanaceae.